Messenger RNA from Dermacentor andersoni, 3016 nucleotides. RefSeq names its product glycine receptor subunit alpha-2-like. Lineage: Eukaryota; Metazoa; Arthropoda; Arachnida; Ixodida; Ixodidae. Gene Ontology annotation, cellular component: membrane. The record is from RefSeq and is a predicted model, not a curated record. Gene Ontology annotation, biological process: monoatomic ion transmembrane transport. Gene Ontology annotation, molecular function: extracellular ligand-gated monoatomic ion channel activity; transmembrane signaling receptor activity.
GUAAACGACCCAGAGAAAAAAAAAAAACGAUGCGCGAGUCGUCGUCAUUCAGCAUCCCCUUUAACGACUCGGCGCACUCUCAGCUCCGCGAAGCGCGGCUCCGCUCUUCCUUUCACGCUGCCUUCAGCGCACGCGCGCGCACUUUCCGAGUACGCGCGCUCUCGCUUGAGAUUGCGCGCGAAAAGGCGAUCGACCUUGCCCGCGAGCUCCGCGCGCUCUCGCUCUCUCGACCGUGCUCGGCGUGUCUGGCGGCGCGCUCCGCCGCAACGCCCAGAGGAGCGGCGGCGUGCGUCUCCGGCCGCACCGGUUGUUGAGUCAGCCUCUCCUCGCGGGAGCGCGCGAGGCGCUCGCCGGCUGCUGCCUCGUUCGCCGGAUCGGCCUCCUCCGGCUGGACCCAAGCCAGUCAGUCGCACGCCGUGCUCGCGUGUGGGCAGCCCAUGCUGCCACGGACCGCUCGCAGCAUGGAUACGCUCGCUGGUGUCGCCGCUCUUCUGCUUCUAAUCGCCACUUGCAUCGCACCGGUACCGGCUCAGGAUGUCAAGCCCCGAGUGAAGCUCAGCGACUUGGUUUCUGAAGAAUACGACGUGAUGCAGCCGCCAAUCGAAGGAGGGCGACCCGUCGUGGUGAACGUGUCGGUGUCGGUGCUCAACAUCCGUUCGGUGGACGAAGGACGCCAGUUCGUCGAGGUGGAUGUUUUUCUCCACGAGCACUGGUACGACUGGCGACUCAACGGCCGUGUCAAUGAAAAGGUCAUCGUCGACCCUCGCUGGUACCCAGAACUGUGGACGCCUGAGGUCUACUUCAAGAACUCGGCCGAUGGUCGCCUGGACAAAGUGAUCUUCCCGUACGCCUACAUCACGCUCGAGCCGUCCGGCGAAUUUUUCCUGGCUGCCCGCGUCUCCCUCAAGCUGGCCUGCAACAUGGACCUGAGCAGGUUCCCACACGACAACCAGUUCUGCGACAUGCAACUGAGCAGCCUCGUCCACCCUAGGGAGCAGGUGAUACUUCACUGGAAAUCCUUCCGCAUCACCAAGAACCUCUCUUUGUCGCAGUUCAAGACCAUCUACGUCGGGCACGGUGAUUGCACAAAGUCGUUCGACGUCGGCACGUUCAGCUGCCUCUACGGCCGCGUCGAGCUGCGCCGUCGCGCCGGCUACUACCUCAUCAACAAGUACGCGCCCAGCACCGUCAUUGUGUUCAUGUCGUUCGCCGCCUUCUGGAUGCCCUGCGAGGCGCUGCCGGCUCGUGUCACGCUCAGUGUCACCUCACUGCUCAGCUUGGUGACCGCUCAGUACAACGCGCACAUGCCGAGCGUGUCGUACGUGGUGGCCAUGAACGUGUGGAUGAUCAUAAGCAUUCUGUUCGUGUUCCUGGGCCUCGUCGAGACGGCGCUCAUCGUCACCUGCACGGCGAAGCAGAAGAAGGGCGUCGGCCGCUGGCCGAGGCCCGUGCUCGUCGACUGGGUCGCCAGGAUUGUGUUCCCUACGGCGUUCUUCGUGCACUCGCUCAUUUACUGGGGUGUCUACGGCCGGGACUGAUCGCCUACGCUAAGCGGCGAACAGAAUACUAAACAUGAGCCACGAGGAACUGUCGAAUCGCGAUGGAGAAUGCAAGAAGGCAGAGUACUUGUAACAAGUAUGCAUUCCGUCGUCAGAACUCUGCAGCUUUCCUCGUGGAGGUGCUCUUGUAAGUGCGGGCUUAUGGCGUGAACUUAGUCGCCUAAACUAGGCGCGGGACAGACAGUUCGAGUUGAAUCUAGGGGAACGCCGGACAUAUGCGGAAAGCGCAGGAGAGUGGAGCGGUUCUUGGCCGGCGGGGACUCGCAAGUUCACGAGUAUUAAUUUUUCCAGUGUUUCUCGUGCCGGCGUCCACACAGUGCGGCGCCAGCUAUGUGGUCCCGCAAGCUUAUUCGUUUAACUGAGCCCUGAACCGAGGGCAAAUACUUAUUUCGAGGAAUAGCGAGCAUGUCGAGGCAGAUGCUAUGAAAGAAGGUGUAGCACUCGAAACAUGGCGAGAUAUAUUCUCUUGCUAGCAGAUACUGUGCAGCGUGCGUAGCACCAACUGGUGUUCACAUAAUCUGGUGCCUUCUAAAGGCGCCUCUAUUUCUGCCUGGAGAAACAGCGGAGAUUUCAGGAAAGUGCGGGGCAGUUCAGGGCGCUUCAGGUUUACGCACCUACAAUAAGCCUUUAUGAAAACGUAAAGGAAAUGCCCAGAAAAAGUUGUACGAUAGCUGUGCUAGCACGCUGUGGCAAGUGUCCGAUCUCCGCUGCGCUAAAGAAUCAUUCCGCCUUUGCUGGAGGUUUGCCAUUGUUCGCGUUCUGCCUAGCGACGCUGAGUUAUGACAAUUGAAUUCAAUUGAUAAACUAUUUCCGCGGCGUACUUGCGUCUUAGCUAGAAUACACGGCCAAGCAGUCAUGUCAUGUGGUGGUGCUGUGAAUAUACCCAGUUUUCGGAUUACGAAAAACGUUUUAAAACAAACGUUAGUCUUUUGCCGCUCCUGCGUAUUUGACUGGCUCGACUACACCUGCACGCACUGACUUGGCGGCUUGUCACCCCAGUGUUCUUAAUUGACGUCUUAGCGCCUAAGUAACCCAGAGCCAUAAAGAAAGACGGCUAGAUUCGCUACGCUGAUGCUUCGUACCUUUUAUACAAAAGAUGGCAAGGAGUAAUGAAAUACGAGGAAUACUAUAUCUACAAUAUCCACGCUGAUACAGGCAGGCCUCUUACCUAAGCGCCAUUUCUACGAGGAGUGUGAGUUGGUCUCUUCUAUAAAACGAAGUAAAUGAAUGGUUUUACUGUAGUUCAAGUAGUGUUCAAGUUUAGUAGAGUACUGCUAAGUACUACUAAGUUGUAGCAUGCCCAUACACUCAUGUCUGGGCCCUCCCUAUUGAGCACAGAGAUUUUCCAGUGAACUGCGACAAUAUUCUUUGUAUAUAUUCCGUCCUUGAAUUUCAGGCGCUGUUUAAAAAAAUGUUUGCUUGCGUUAAGAACCUAUAGUAGAACAAAAGUUCGGAGG